This is a messenger RNA of Linnemannia hyalina, 393 nucleotides long. The record is from the annotation of a GenBank genome assembly. Lineage: Eukaryota; Fungi; Mortierellomycota; Mortierellomycetes; Mortierellales; Mortierellaceae.
AUGUCAGUAUCCAACAUCAACCGCACUUUCACCACGGCCGCCGCUGCUGCCCUCCUCGUCACCCUCCUCUUCAUCGCCUCCUUUACCAUCGCCGCACCCGUUCCAUCACCCGCCCCGCACUCAAUUGCCGAACCACACUCAAUCGCCGAUAAACUGUUCAAGAUCGUCGGCAAGGCUUCUGCAUAUCUCGUCGCCCCCAUUUUGCCUCGUCCUUUGAUUGCGGGAAUCCAGGACGUGGACAGACAUGCCGUGACCGGAGCCCCUCCAAAGUACAACGACAGGGGUCUUUUGUACCAGGUUGGUACUGUUGUUGGCACGGUUGGGUCUACAGUUGGACCAGAUAGCCGCGUUGCGGGUGCUGUUGAGGGGACUGAGGAGACCACCGGUUUGUAG